Alosa alosa (allis shad) is the source of this 7085-nucleotide messenger RNA. It is a transcript of the gene pde8a, whose product is annotated as phosphodiesterase 8A. The coding region runs from base 1118 to 3583 and encodes 821 amino acids. Gene Ontology annotation, molecular function: 3',5'-cyclic-AMP phosphodiesterase activity. Lineage: Eukaryota; Metazoa; Chordata; Actinopteri; Clupeiformes; Clupeidae. The transcript has 22 exons. Gene Ontology annotation, biological process: positive regulation of ERK1 and ERK2 cascade; cellular response to epidermal growth factor stimulus; signal transduction. The record is from RefSeq and is a predicted model, not a curated record.
UCAAUCCUUGCGGGUGCUUUUAUUGGAUCUGCUGCUGUCAAGCAGUGCUGAAGAAUUGGAAGGGCAAACGCGAGUAAGGCAGAGAAAGACUAACAGAAGACACAAUUAUGUGGCUGAUUUCUACCUUUACGUCUAAAAAUGACCAACAUAAGAUUUCCUUUUGGGGGACCUGAAACUUACCGCCGUAUAUCAUUUUCUGUUUUUGUGCGAUUGCAUUAGGCAGAGGUGGUACCACAGAUAAUUUGACAGCCUCUACAUCUUUUUUUUCAAAAAGAGGAAAAAUUGUGGGCCUUUGAUUCACUGCUGCCCAUUUUACUGCUUCAACCUACUGAGGAUUUUUUUCUUUCCACGUUGACAAUGGUUGCUUGAAUGAGGUUUUACGCAAUGAAUUAUAUUUUUCGUAAUAGUUAUUUUUUUGGCAGAUAAAUGGAAUGUUUUAUUGGACUACACGCAUUUUGUUGCACGGGGGAGCCUUCAAGUCGGAGCGAAUGCCGGAGGAAUAGGCUUAGUGAAUAUUUGAGCCUGUUGAUGAUGAAUGGCACAGAAGUGGAGCAAACUGUCGUGAGAACCGGUUUGUGCCUAAUGUCUUGAAUUGAAGUGGGUAACCAGAUUGUGAAAGGAAAGGAGGACAUCCCACUAAAUUGGAUGUUUUUGGGUGGAGAAGGCGACAUAACCCAAAGGCACGGACGAAAAUGGAUAAAACUAUUACAUAAAUCGAGGAGGACUGGCAUUCACUAGUGAAGAGCAAAGUUAAGAAUGUGUAAAUGAUGUGGUACGAAGAGGAGUGCUGCGAGUGUGAUAGAUAAAUAGCAUAUGGGAUUGGGCUGUCGAAUUGAAGUGUAGCGGGAUUAAUGUUAGCGAGAAAAAAAUCGCCACUUUGAAACAAAAUAUACUGUCUAUAAUUUACUUCAUGUAAAAGGCAGAAAGGAAAUCUGUUUCCUGGUUGGGGGGGGGGGAAGGAAGAUAUAUUAUUCAUGGUCUCAGUGAGGGAAGCGGUGGAGAGAAUUUUGCAUUAAGAUUAAAAAGGAAAAAAGAAGACGUCAAGGAGAAACCGAAUAAUUGGAGGGCAGAAGCAGAGCACUUAAGCAAAAUAAAUUGGUUAAAGUGGCGUUGAAGCAUGGGCUGUGCUUCAAGCAUUCAUAUCUCUGAUAGGGUGGUCUAUCAUAGUGGAAAAGAGUCCGAGGAGUCCCACUCGCCCCAGCAGACCAAUACCACUCAGCAAUCUCAGCAGCAAGGAAAUCCAGCCCAAGGAUUACCAAUUAAACCCUCAAGUUGCAAGACCACAUUAACAGAGGUGCAGUUUGGACCAAUGAAGUUAUACGAAGAUCAGCUUCAGGUACUUUUAGUGUUUGCCAAAGAAGACAGCCAGAGCAAUGGCUUCUGUUGGGCCUGUGAGAAAGCCAACUUCAAGUGCAGCAUAGCCCGAACGCCUGAAUCUGCACUCGAGUGCUUCCUAGAAAAGCAUCAUGACCUCAUUAUCAUCGAUCACAGACAUUCCAGAUAUUUUGAUGCAGAAGCACUAUGUCGGUCAAUUAGAGCGGUGAACUCAUCAGAAAACACUGUGAUUGUUGCUGUUGUGAAAAGGCCGGACCGUGAAGAAGCCACUCUGAUGUCUCUGAUAGCUGCAGGAUUUAACAGACGGUAUGUGGAGAAUGCCAACAUGAUGGCCUGCUACAAUGAGCUUAUCCAGCUGGAGCAUGGAGAAGUGCGGGCACAGUUCAAGCUAAGAGCCUGCAAUGCUAUUUUCACCGCUCUGGAGCAGAGUCAAGAGGCCAUUGAGAUCACAAGUGAAGAUCAAGUGAUUCAGUAUGUAAACCCCGCAUAUGAGUCCAUCAUGGGAUACCAGAAGGGGGAACUCAUAGGGAAGGAAAUCAUAGAAGUGCCUAAAAGCGAGAAAAAUAAGCCUGAUCUCCUUGAAACUAUAAAUUCUUGCAUACGGAAAGGAAAGGAGUGGCAAGGGAUUUAUUAUGCCAAAAAGAAGAAUGGAGACAGUGUCCAACAAAAUGUGAAAAUUACACCUGUUAUUGGACAGGGAGGAAAAAUUAGACACUAUGUGUCUAUUAACAGGCCUUUAAAUGAUAAUAAUAAGACUGAGAAAUCCAGUGAUCGUGUACAAGCUGAAUCUCAGACAGAUAUCCAGUCCUGCAAACACAAGGACAGGAGGAAAGGCUCCCUGGACGUCCGCUCCACUACAUCACGAGGGAGCGAUGGAAGCUCCCAGAGAAGGCACUCCUCUAUGGCCCGGAUCCACUCCAUGACCAUAGAAGCACCAAUAACGAAGGUGAUAAACAUCAUCAACGCAGCGCAAGAGAGCAGCCCCAUGCCUGUGGCGGAGGCCCUGGACCGCGUGCUAGAGAUCCUGAGAACCACCGAGCUCUACUCCCCCCAGCUGGGCACCAAGGAGGAGGACCCCCACACCAAUGACCUUGUCGGGGGGCUGAUGACGGAUGGCUUACGAAGACUAUCUGGAAAUGAAUACAUAUUUUCAACAAAACAGCCUCAUCACAUCCCCAGUCACCUGACCACACCACUCUCACUCAACGACAUCCCCCCUCGGGUGGCCCAGACCAUGGAAAAUGAAGACUCAUGGGACUUUGACAUCUUCAACCUAGAGGCAGCCACUAUAAAGCGGCCUUUAACCUUCUUGGGUUUAAAGAUCUUCUCGCGCUUUGGCGUGUGCGAGUUCCUAAGCUGCCCCGAGGCCACGCUCCGGUCAUGGCUGCAGGUGAUCGAGGCCAACUACCACUCCAGCAACUCCUACCACAACUCCAGCCACGCAGCGGACGUACUGCACGCCACCGCCUACUUCCUCUGCAAGGAGAGAGUUAAGCAAAGCCUGGACCCCAUAGACGAGGUCGCAGCCCUGAUUGCCGCCACAGUGCACGACGUCGACCACCCGGGCCGGACCAACUCCUUCCUGUGCAAUGCUGGGAGCGAGCUGGCCAUCCUGUACAAUGACACGGCUGUCCUGGAGAGCCACCACGCUGCCCUGGCCUUCCAGAUCACUACCAGGGACGACAAGUGCAACAUCUUCAAGAACAUGGAGAGAAACGAGUACCGCACACUCCGGCAAGCCAUCAUUGACAUGGUCCUGGCCACCGAGAUGACCAAGCACUUUGAGCAUGUCAACAAGUUCGUCAACAGCAUCAAUAAACCCUUGGCAGCCUUGGAGGAGAAUGGGGGGAAUGGGGAUGAGGAAUCUGUCAAAGGCAUUUUGACAACUCCGGAGAAUCGGAUUCUUGUGAAACGCAUGCUCAUUAAGUGCGCCGAUAUCUCGAAUCCCUGUCGACCAUUGGAGCUGUGUAUUGAGUGGGCUGGCCGCAUUUCAGAAGAAUAUUUUGCACAGACGGAUGAGGAGAAGAGACAGGGCCUCCCAGUGGUCAUGCCCGUGUUUGACAGGAACACCUGUAGCAUUCCCAAAUCCCAAAUCUCCUUCAUUGACUAUUUCAUCACAGAUAUGUUUGAUGCCUGGGAUGCAUUCGCAGACCUCCCGAAUCUCAUGCAGCACCUGGACAACAACUACAAGUAUUGGAAAGGCCUCGACGAGCGGAAGCUCCACAGCCUGCGCCCUCCGCCGGAGUAGAGCCCUCGGCGUUCCGCCCCUCCUCGCCACAGCGCUGCCGCCUGCUCCAGCCACUCCCCAGCAGGCCUCCAGGCAGUGUCUCCCCGGAGUCUGCGCACCGCACCGCAAAGCCCCACCCCCCCAACUCUGCCACAGCGCACACUCUGGCACCGCGGCCCUGGUCUGGCCCAGCCUGGCUCGUCCCAAUCCACCUGCCUUUGUAAGCUUUAGUCCAGCUCAAAACACAGACUGCAGGCCAUCGACCUGCUUCACGGAGAACGGACAGGCGACAUGAUGGACACGCACGAGACUGGAGACACGGGAGCACGAAAAAAGAAAAAAAAAGAUACACACACACUUGUCCUCUGCGCACCAGUGGUGGCUCAGCUGGACUGGUGAUGUCUGGUGACUCUGUCUGGGCGAGCCCCUCUUGCCCCUCUACAGAACAAAUGGGGUCUGGCCUGCUCCUUCCAAUGCAAGCAUGGACGAUGUUUGUUAGACUGCACAGCUGUAGCAGAAGGAGAGAGAUGGAAAACAAACAGACCCUGAAACAAAAGAUGCUUAGAAACCUUUUAAGAGGCAUCUUUCAUGAGAGGGGAGUGAGGUGUUGGGAAGUAGUGUAGAAAACUACGGGGAGUGACUGUGUGUGUGCAUGUGUGUCUGUGUGUGCGUGUGUGUGGUGAUGUUCACCCAGACCCUGGCACCGCGACAGGACUGCUCAUGCUCAUUCUUUCAGAAGAAAGACUGUAGAAUCACACUCCACCUGUACUGGUCCUUGCUGUUGUAUUUUUUUUUCUUUGAUUUGGGUUUUUUGAUUUCCCUUUAAAAUACGUGUCUACUAUGCUAAUCCUUGACUUUAAAAGGAUAUGUGGCAAAUUCCACAGUCCUUCUAUGGCAGUCCUAAAAAGCAAAACCAACGCUUAUUUAGGAUGCUAACUGAAGACGAAACAAAUGUAACCAUCUGGAACAAAGGUCACUAUUACAGAUUGACAUUGAUAUAUUUAUUUUGUUUUUUUAGAUGUUCAUUAUUUUCUAUACUAAAAUAAAUAAAUGAAAUUAUUAAUUAGCUAAUGAAAUGGAAGAAAGAACAAAGUUAAAAAGCAAAGAAAGCCAAAGCUGAUUAACAGAAAUUAUAAUCCAGUAAGUCUUGUCCAUAUUUAAUACCCGUAGAGAAAAAAAUCAUUCACAUAAAGACAUUUUUAUUUUCUUAUUACAAAUACUAGUUUGAAUGACACAUUUAUAUUGCACUGUAAACAAUGAUGGAUAUGUAAUAUUCUCUCAUUUUUGUCCAAGGCUGGGAUACUGAAUUUGGGAAUAAGCUCUUAAGUUGUUGUUCACUUGGGUGUUUGGUUGUGUGUGCGCAGAGACACCACUGCGAGAUGAUGCUGUAUAUCACACGGCACUCGGCGAACAGCAGAAAUCUGUGAAAAGAAAAGAAAAACAUAUUUUGGACUUGAAAUGAUUUUUCUCCCAGAAUUUUUUGUAUCUGGUUUAUCCUACUGAAAAGACUGCCUUAUUUUAUACAAUAUUUAUACAGUACAUCCCACUGUGUAUCCACAAAGGACAUUCUGGAGUUUUUAAUAACAUAGUAAGAAAGUUAUGUUCACGUAAAUCUCAAUAUUUUUAUAGACUAUGAAUUUUACACUGGAGCAUCAAAAAAUGAAACCGCUAUUAGCAUUUGUGGAAAAUGUUUGCCCACCAGAAUGGCAUUACAUUUGGCAUGGAAACAAUGAAGUCUUUGGGAAGUUUGGUAGCAUUGUGAGAUACAGAAUGGUCAAUCACUGUUACCAUCUCCUCUCGUUGCAGAUUGCCUACUUGGAGGGGUAUGAAAUAUUGGCAGUUCCGUCAACUUUACACAAAAAAACAGGAUUAUACUUGAGCCUCUGUCGGGCUUCUAAUUAGCAUACUAAUAUAUGUUUAAGAACUUUCCUUAUUAAGAGAAUUUCCUACUAAAAUAUAUUUAAAAAAUGCCAUACUACCAAGCAAACACUGGUCAACACGAUAUUUUGAUCAAACUGUUUCUCUCUGUCAAAACAGAAAUGUUAUAUAAAUCAGGGGAUUUUUUUUAUGAUUCACCAUAACUUCAGGUCUGACAGCACCACAACAAAUGAAAAAAAAAAAAAAAUAGAAAAUGUUCAAUGGAUAAUAAAGUAAUAUUGUAUUAUGUUUCUGAAAUGCUCACAUUACUUGCCAGGAAGAAAGUCCCUUAAGGCCCAUAGUCCAGCCAUACAGGUACCAUGUCUGUUGUGUCCUAUGUCAAGUAUCUCCUGAUGUUAUAUCUCCCACAUCUACGCACAGGUAUCAAGCUCAAUGCUUUAUGUCACAGCUUUAAGCCUGUCAUUAGAUUUUUGUGUAAUUCUUCAAGAAAUUUACUCAUAACUACAUCAACAAGAAUGACAAAGGUCACAGAGUUUUGCUGGGAUUGUGUUGUCUGGGCUUAUUGUAGCAUUUUAAUGUUUUGAUAAAAAAAGAACUAUCGUUCAGUCUCCAGGUCUAUACCAACAUUAUAUCAUUCAUGUUACACUGUUACGGCAAUGUUUGUUUCUGGAGUCUUGUUGACUUGAAAAGGAGGGGACGAUAAGUCUGGCUGACAAAAGGAAUGUCCUCUCACAAGUCUGUGAGAUGGGUUAAGGUCAGUCCCUCACUCCCUCGCUGGAUGGAGAGUGAUGUUUUUUUGUGUGUUAAGGCGACCAUCUCGCCUUUGAUCAGGUCUUUUCUUCAUCGUGUGUGUGUUGCAUCAUGUUGCCAUCUGCACAGCUUUGAGUAUGAUGAGAUGACCUCAUCAUGAUCAUUCCUUGCCCUUAAAAGGUCAGCACACUUGCCAAUAAGCAGCCAAGCACUGAGGUACUCCGUAUUAACCCUAAACUUAUGAAAUUCCACAGUCACUUGCUUAGUUUCAGGCACAAUAAUAACCUCUAGUAUGUAAACUCCAGUAGUAGUUUCAGUUCAAUGGUAGCCUUACUACUUUUUAUCAGAGGUUGUGGCUUCAAAGGAUAUGGUUUGCAGAGGACCUCCAUCUCCUAGGUUGUUAAUGUAGCGUGGAAAUGUUAUGUGCAGUGGAAUCAAAGUGGGACCACGCUACACCACAUGAUCCCAUGUGGAAGAUCUGGUGUUGUCUUUUGUUUUGAUGCUGAUGUCUAUGAUCUGCCAUCUAAUUAGAGUACAUCAAAAGGUUUGUGCCUAAAUUCUGAUGUUUGAUGUGGGAAUCAGUAAAAUGCUUUCCAGUCAGCAGACCAGCCCAUUCUGGUCAUUAAAAUGGUAGCCUGCUGUGCAUGACCAGCCUUUAAGUGAAAAGAAUGUCAUUGCAAAGACUGUGGCUUAUAUCCAGACAUAUAUAUUUUAAUGAAUUGUGUUCCAGGAUUCUGUGUAUCUAUCAUUUUCCACCGAUAUAAAUUUAUCAAGAUGUGUUUGACUUGACCAUUCUUAAUAUUGUAUUAUCCUGCAUAAGUACAGUUCUCACACUGUAGGACCACCAGUGCAUGGAGACAGACAUCCUUUAGUUAAUAAAAGGACCAUGAUUGUA